Messenger RNA from Rhopalosiphum maidis (corn leaf aphid), 2882 nucleotides. It is a transcript of the gene BBS9, whose product is annotated as protein PTHB1. The transcript is spliced from 15 exons. Gene Ontology annotation, cellular component: membrane; BBSome. The record is from RefSeq and is a predicted model, not a curated record. Gene Ontology annotation, molecular function: protein binding. NCBI's taxonomy places the organism in Eukaryota, Metazoa, Arthropoda, Insecta, Hemiptera, Aphididae. Gene Ontology annotation, biological process: cilium assembly. The coding region runs from base 326 to 2740 and encodes 804 amino acids.
GCGAGUGUUGGCGGUCAAAUAAUUUUAUGUCUCAAUUUGUGUGAGCGGUAAUAAUAUCGAGAUGAUCGUCUACGAAAGUCUGAGCCUCGGAGAAGAUAAUAAUGUAUUGCGAGCAAAUCAAUAGACUAAAAAACGUCGUCGGUACAUCAUCUUCUAUACAUGUGUAUCUAUAUCAGCGUUUUAGUCUCAAGAAACACGUUGAAUAAUAACGUCUGAGCGUCAAGAAACAUAAUUCGACUGAAAUAAUAAGAACCCGCGAAAGCGCCGUCAUCGCAUAAUUAAUAAUUUAUAAUCAUAUAAAAUUGUUGUAAUUGUCGUCGGACGGAUGUCUCUGUUCAAAGUCCGCGACUGUUGGUCGACCGUGUGUGGCCGGGACGAGACUUUCGGGUGCGACGCAUUGGCAGUGGACGACCUGUUCGGUGCCGGCGAAGACAGCAUUAUCCUGGGAAGUUUAGACGGUGUCCUCAGGGUGUACGGCGUGCACUCCGGCCCGCCGCCCGACUUGCGGUACUCGCCGUCCGAUCUGUUGACCGAAGUGCAGAUGGAUAGUCCCGUGUUACAGGUGUGCACUGGUAGAUUAAUCAGCUGUUCGCCCAACAAGAACAUUGCAGUUCUUCAUCCAUUUUCAAUAGUCGUAUAUGGAGUGAAUUGUAUAGCUGGAUCUACAGAUCAAGGCGAUCAGUACGUACUGGAAAUGAUGUACGAACAUAAAUUUGACCGGAGCGCAUAUCAAAUGGUCGUGGGCCCUUUUGGUGGCGGGUCGGGCAGCAGGGAUUUUGCGUGCGUAAUGUCUCUGGACGGCGUCGUCACGGUAUACGAGCAACAGGCGUUCGGUUUUCGCACGGCGUUGCCCAAUUACCUGCACCCGUUUCCCAUCAAGUAUGUCCGAUCCGUAGACGCGUUUAUCACGCUCAACGCCGAUCUGUGUUUGGUCUGUUACAAGUAUCAAGAACUAGCGGACCCGAGUCUGAAACAAAAGUGGCCUGUUUGGUCGUGCACCUUGGGCGAAACCGUAUACGACAUUCAGACUGUAGAAAUUACACCAUCUGCGACUACAAUACACGUAUUGGGCGAACGGAACUACUAUUGUUUUCAAGGCAACGGCGUGCUGUGGUUUAUGAAACGGCUUCAGUAUACUCCUUGCUGUUUUCACCCUUAUAUUUUGGGCGAACACCCCGACACAAAGACUAUGUGUAUGAUCGUAUCGGAUACCGACAGUGUCUUGGUGUACGAUCAGACAAAACUUCGAUGGUCGGCCAAGCUGUCCUUUCAUCCGUGUAUUAUUGCAAGAGCUUCGUUUAAAGCGUUACAGGGAUGUUUGGUUCUAUUGUCAGAAACCGGUGAUUUGAGAUUUUGUUACCUGGGCACCGAACCCAUGAUAUUUAUGGCUCCCGAAAGGCCGAUUAAAGACUAUAAAGAUACCAAGAACCAACUAGUUCAGUUAAAAAAGGACCUUCAAAAUAUUUCUUUGCAAGAUGAGACCGAUACUCUACCACUAUUGAAAUUAAAUACGCGUAUUUUGAAUUUGCGUUCAGAGGGAUCAGGGAAACUAUACGACAUUGAAAUAGACGUGUCACCAUCUCUGGCUACAUCAUCAGUGCAAAUUACAUUCCAAAUGGUCGCACCACUUGUCAUUUCACCCACAGUAGUACAUUUAAAAGACUUGAACGAAAGUAUAACGGUCAGAGUGAUGGCGCAUAGAGAAAAUGACGACACCGAGUCCGUAGUGUCGUCGACGGAAUGUAUCGUUUGUGCACACUAUUCUAGGACAUCGGACGUACCGGGUUCGGUGCAGCAGACUGUGCGGUUGCCGAUGUCACUGGUUUACGAUGUCCAUUCUACAUCACAGCACUUAGAUUUUAGUUGGUCGGCAAAAAUAUCUGUUGACGAGAGUCCAGUAGCACUUAAAAUACUAUUUAAAGAGUUUGCCGAUUCAUCGUCAUCUGCGGAAUUGUGUUUCCAAACAAUCACUGGUAUCCCGAAGUAUGUUUGUGUUACUGCAUUACCCGCAAAUCGGUCUUAUGAAAUACGAUCAUCGAGUCCUGAAUACGCCAAUGUAAUUAUCGAAGAAAUUUUGUUCAGGCAUAGAGAAUAUUACAAAACUAAAAAAUGCGUCGUGCGCUGUGAUAAAAAUGAAAUGCCCGUUGCAGAUUUUUAUCGAACGAUCGAGGAACAUGUAGCGCUUAAAGGAAGACUAGAAUUUGUACAGGAAGAAAUUUCUUUAUUAUGUUCGCAGUAUCGAAUCAUACAAAAGUGUUUGUUCAAUAAACUCAAAGAAAAUACAAUACAUUCUGUGUCCGGUUUGAACGUAUUGAUAGACAAUACACACGAAACGUUAACGGAGAAAAUGUCGGAAAUUAAAUUUAUCAAACAGGAAUUAAAAAUUAAAUUUUCUCAGUUGAUCUCUUUAUCGAGGCUUUUAGUCACAAUGCUUGGUCUGUGUUCUAAAAACGAUAAAAUGCUCAAAGAAUUCAAAGAAACUGUCAUUUAUUUUACUGAUAAUCAGAACUGGGAAGACAUUGUCUUACAUUCACUGAGCUAUUUGGUCGGAAACAAAAUCACGUUAAAUGUUCAAAGCGACGAUCCAGCCCAGGUUGUAAUGAGCUUAAGGGCAUUAAUCGAUUAUGUUAUAAAACAUAUAACAUCUAUCAAGGAUGAAUUACCAGCUAAAUUGAAAAAAGAAAACACGAGAGGUGUAUCGCCUAUUCUAGAAUCCGAAGAAGAUUUUUACACCAGUUAGUCGGUUGAAAGUUUCAAAAUAGAAAAUAUACAAAGAGGAUAUUUUGUAUUCAGGUGUUAUAUUAUUAUAUACAUAACGUAUAUAAGCUCUUCUCGUAUAUAAUUUGCGUUUCAUUAAUAAAAAAAAAUGUGUGCAAAUGUAA